Messenger RNA from Grammomys surdaster, 2409 nucleotides. RefSeq names its product fibronectin type III domain containing 8 (gene Fndc8). Gene Ontology annotation, cellular component: nucleus. The record is from RefSeq and is a predicted model, not a curated record. Lineage: Eukaryota; Metazoa; Chordata; Mammalia; Rodentia; Muridae. The transcript has 4 exons. Gene Ontology annotation, molecular function: protein binding. Bases 68 to 1027 code for a protein of 319 amino acids.
UUUCUCUGCUUCCUGCCAGCUGAUUGUCCUGCAGGGUGGUGGCAACCCUGCACCCCACCCAUGCCAGAUGGCAACGGUAUUCUGUAAAGUGGGGGGUGGGGAGGAAGCUGUACCGAAGAAGGAAGCCCUCAAUGUUGUGAAUGUGAUCGACCAACUGCCAAAGCCAUGUCCAAACCCAAAGUUUAUUAACCGGUCUAUGGCUACCAAAGGCCUCCUGCUUCCCUCAAGACGUAGCUUGACCAACUACUCAGAGGAAGAAACCACUGAUGUCAUGUUGCAGAUGCCAGUGGAAGAUUCUGAAUACAGCUCGGAUGACACUAGUAUGUCACCGUCCACUCUGGCGAACCCCAUCAAAAUGGCUGUGACCCAGCCCAAUAGCAGCUUCUUUGCUGGCAUCCUGGAGGGUGAACUGAACAAACUCAGUUUAUCGUCACUGGCCAAGAACACAGAAAAGGAGAACAUGGCCAUCUGCCCCCGUUCAUCUAAGUCCCAAAUGGCCACCAGGGGCCUAUUGGACCUGGACAACCCUGCGCUGGAUACAGACACCUCCUCAACACGCUCUGAGUCUUCUGUGGUCAUGGAUGUGCCGGAGGCCCCAUUCAUUUGUGAACACACUGUUGGUGAUUCCACAGCUGUGAUUUCCUGGACUUAUGCUGCAGGUAAGCAGCAGGUCAGUUUCUAUCAGGUGCUGCUACAGGAGGCAACCAAACCAGGUGACAAGGAGGUGCCCAAGGUCAAGAACAGACCCUGGAUCUUCAACAAGAUACUGGGCACCACUGUCAAGCUGAUGGAGCUGAAGUCAAACACGAGUUACUGCCUUACUGUCCGGGCUGCCAACACAGCAGGGGUAGGGAAGUGGUGCAAGCCCUAUAAGUUUGCCACCGUGUGUACUGACUUCAACAGCUUCCCUGAAAACAAUCCCAUCCAGAUUACUGUGCAGCGCAAACAACCUCAGCGGAGAACUGUGUCCAUGACAAUGGAGGAAAUGCGGAGACUGGAGGAUCUGGAAUACUUAUAUCCAUAUUAAGGGGUGUGGGUCGAGGCUAUCCCUUGCCCACUGUCUGCCUUGGCUCUGGGUCCUCAGGAACCAGAACCAUGAGAUGUACUGUACUAUCAAGCACCAAGCCAAAGAACCACUAGUUAUCCACCAGCCUAGGGCCUGGGGCAGAUGUAUUGGAACCUCAACCCUGGGUUAGGGCCAUGGAUAGACAGGAGCCCCGCUCGCCUAGUGACAUCUUGGGCUGGGUCAGGCUCAGUCACUGCCCAACAGCUGCUAGGCACCCUUCUUCCUCCCUGACCUGGGCUGGUUCCAGGUCCCCCAUUAAAGAACUGAAGGCCCAUACAGCACCCUGAAACUCUGCUUCCUGUUGCCACAAGCCUAAGCUGGGCCAGAGCACAGGCCUCUUGUCAGAACCAGCAGUCCGGCAGGUAGAAUGAGACUAAGGAUGGCUGGGUGACAGGGUGACAAUCAAGACUAAAUGCUCAGCUUUAGGGAAAUGUUCUGGCUGAAUCCUAGCUUGUGCAACCUUCCCUUAUGAAGUACAAGGCCAUUGUCUUCUGGGGCUCAGGUAGCUAACACUAAUGUAAGGCCUUUUGGGCAUGGGUGCAGGAUCACGGUGACACACAUGCGCCGACACUGGGCAAAUCUAACUGGUGGCUCCCGUAUCUCUCAUGUAGCCCUAUUCUGAUGUGAGAGGGGAGGCUGAAUACUCAGCUGAGUGACAUGCAAAAUGUAAAAUGCCCUAAUAGAGGUAGGAAGCAUAAGGAUCUAUUACCAGGCAGACCCAGAAAUCUCUCCAAAGAUGACUAGAGGCCAUGAACAGACAAUGCUGAGCCCCAGUUAACGAUACAGCAAGAGAAAAUGACAGUAGGUUCUUGCAGAGCAAAGGUCUCAGCCAAGGCCUGAAAGACUGGGGAACCCUUCAUUCCUUCAAGGUCCUUUGAGAGCAGUCCCUCAUGAUACUGUCUCACACCAACUGCCCCCCCCCCCCAAUCCUCUGCAAUGGCCUUGGCCUUCCUCUUUAGCCUGAGGGCCUGGAAUGGUGCUGGGAAUCUGGCAAGGUCUUAAACAGUAUUUGUCAAGAGAGGCACUGGCAAGACUGUCAUCUAAUCCCAGAGUCCUCAUGAGCAGGCUGAGAACAGGGUCAAUAGAUGUGCGUACUUUUUAGUUUGUGCAAAUAGGCACGUGGCAGGAUGACCAUGGACAGCACAGCCUUAGCCUUUCCGCUGGCCACUGGCCUCUCUCUUACUGUGAAGGAGCAAAGGGCAGCUUCCUGAUCAGCAAGGGCUACUGUCAUCCAGUGCAGGAGAGGGCCCAAAUGAACCUUCUCGAAGUCCCUGACUGAGUGUGGGGGUUCUAGGACAAAAAGCUGCAACAGGAACACAAAAUAUAAGUUAUUUAUUUGGCCA